UCCUGUCUACAACCAUCGACGCCCCAGAUAGCUCUAAAAUUUAUAUAGCUAACUUCCGAACCUCUCAAUCUCCUUAAGACGGCCCAUCGAACAUCUCAAACCAACCAACAAGUCGAUCAUCAAAAUGUCCACGCUAAACUAUCGCACCAUAAACAUCGACGCCCUUGACCCAGACUCACCCCAGAAUUUCCCUCUUACCACGCUUCUCCCGUCCACCCUUCCUCCGCCCCAAGGCUCGAGCGACGCCGCAAAUACAGCAACACAGGUGCGGCAACUCCUGCGCUCGGGCGACCCCGCCGCGGCGCUGAUUCACGUGCUUGACACGGCGCCCCUGGGCGGCGACGAGGGCGCGAAGCAGGUCCAUCUUGCAACGGUCAUUGAUGUCCUGCAGGGGAUUCGGCAGGGUGAGAUGGGGAGGGUUCUGCAAGCUGUGCUGGAUGGCCCGGGCGGUGUGGAGAGGGGGGAUUGUUUGAUGAAGUACUUGUACAAGGGUAUGGCGGCUGGAGGGCCAAGUAACGGUGCUCAGAGUCCCAGGAAGUCGGUGUCGCCGCAGAGCACGGGGUUCUCGCAGAUCCAGGCGCGGAAUCUUGGUGAGGGAGGUGGUGGGCAACAAAUGAGUGUGCUUUUGAACUGGCAUGAGAAGCUGGUCGAGUUGACGGGGACGGGGUCGAUUGUGCGUGUCAUGACGGACCGGAGGACUGUUUAGUCUUUAAGCGGCUUUCUCUGUUGUCAUUCAACUGUUUGUUCGUGAUACUGUACAGAAGCUAUAGACUAUGGCCUGAAAUCACCACCACCA
Molecule: messenger RNA, 796 nt
Organism: Aspergillus nidulans FGSC A4
Lineage: Eukaryota; Fungi; Ascomycota; Eurotiomycetes; Eurotiales; Aspergillaceae
Product: actin-related protein 2/3 complex subunit 5 family protein
Exons: 2
Coding region: 125-706 (193 amino acids)
Biological process (GO): Arp2/3 complex-mediated actin nucleation; regulation of actin filament polymerization
Cellular component (GO): actin cytoskeleton; Arp2/3 protein complex; cytoskeleton
Source: RefSeq, a predicted model, not a curated record